AUGGCUACCCUUGUACAGAGCUAUGGCCUGCAGCUGGUGGAUCGCAGCGGCAAAGACUUUGAUGUGCAGCAGCUGACCGCAUCUGACGUUAUCGCGUUGUACUUCAGUGCUCACUGGUGCCCGCCCUGCAGGGGAUUCACGCCGCUCUUGAAGAAGUUCAAUGACACUCUCCAAUCACUGGGAGAGCAGUCUUUGAGAAUCAUCUUCGUGUCAAGCGAUAAUUCCGAGAAGGAAAUGUGGCAGUACAUGUACGAAUCGCACGGUGACUGGCUGGCGUUGAAAUACGACUGUAAAGAGCUAAAGGACCGCUUGUCUCGGCAAUUCCAGGUCUCUGGAAUUCCUGCGCUGAUCAUUCUGGAUAGCCUGGGCCGCCAGGCUGUGAAAGAUGCACGUUCAGAAGUCAUGGCAGCUGCGAGUGCAUCGUCCACGCAGAUCCUGGCGACACUGUCCGGAUGGAAAGCGGCUGCCGGCGUUGCUGCUCAGGUGGACACGUCUACGCAGAUUCCGUCUGGAACCUCCGUUCGUGUGCGUGGCCUGCAGGGCGCGCCUGAGAACAACGGCCUGGAAGGCGUCGUGCAGAGUUUCGAUUCUUCGAAGCGGAGAUACGUGGUUCAGAUUGGCGAGAGGCCACUUUCACUGAAGGCUGCAAAUCUGCUGCAGCUUCUCAGUCUGCAGGUUUGUCGUGGCGAGGGCGAGGAGCCCUCCGAGUGGAUUGAAGCUCAAGUUGCAGACUUCGAUGAUGCGACAGGGCAGUAUCUUUGCCGCCUCUCAAAGGAGGCCGACGAGGUGCUGCCCCGGGACCUCCGCCAGCCUUCGCAAGCGCGGCUGGGCGUGGGCGCCAUCGUGGCGGUGCAGGGCCUGCAAGCCGGAGAGUGGAACGAGAAGAACGGGAAGGUCACUGAGUUUGAUGAGGAGCGGCAGAGGUACCAAGUGCAGGUGGAAUCUGGCAAGGCACUGAAGAUCAAGCCAGAGAACAUUCGCUUACCUGGAGCCUGGAGCCUGCGGCUUAAAGUAGCCAUGGGUACUGUGAUGGAGGAGCGCGUGAAGGCAAUGCUCGGGCCGUCCCUGAAGCCCGAGAUGAAGACGAUGAUGCAAGAGCUGGGCGAGAACUUCAAAUUCCCGGAGUGGAAGUACAGGAUGAACAAGCUGGACUCUUGCAGCAGUGAGGAGGCUUCUAUGUUCGGCGGUGGCGCGGCCUUUGCGCCUGGUGGCCAGAGCCAGGGGCAGGCGUCUCUGACUGGAACGAUCCCCAAGCAGUCUCUACUUCACGAGUUGGUCGGCAUCGACAGAAUGGAGAAGGUGGUCAAGCAGCUGGAUAAAGGCACAGACAUCAAUGUGCUUGACUGCAUGGGCGAGACACCACUCUUCUGGGCUGUCUCUGCAGAGGCAGUGGAGUACUUGGUGAGAGAGGGGGCUGACAUUCAGCAUCGGAACUCGAUCUGCCAGUGCUCGGCCUUCUACAAGUUCGCGUGCCAGGGGAGCCACAAGCCGCUCAAGGCUCUAGCGCUGCAUCUGCGGAAGGCUGGUGUGUUGGAGAAGUACCUGGACGAGCCAGCUUCCAUCACGAAGAGAACGCCUUUGCAUGCUGCAGCUCACAACGGCUUUCUUCAGACGGUGAAGGAACUUCUGUCCAUGGGUGCAGACCGUGAUGCCCAGGACUACUUGGGGAAGACGCCGCUAGACCUGGCGCGGGAUCGUGGCUUCAACGAGGCUGCACCUGCCCAGCAUGGAGUUGCUUUGGCAUUGCUUGGAUGUUCCGCCCUGCUUGAUGCAUUCAGGUUGUGA
Molecule: messenger RNA, 1785 nt
Organism: Symbiodinium sp. CCMP2456
Lineage: Eukaryota; Dinophyceae; Suessiales; Symbiodiniaceae
Source: the annotation of a GenBank genome assembly